ACUCUGGUCUCGCUCCUUGACAACCCCGGCGGGGGUGCUCUGGCCGCGGCCCCGGCCCUCGGCCCCCGCGGGAGCAGAGCCCCUCGGGGAAGGACGCUUCCUGGUCCCUCCUGGUUGGCAGGGCUGAUUCCUGAAGCACUUGGUGACCUCUGCCGGCCCCAGCCCCCCCAGGAAGCUCCCAUCACCCCUCCAGGGGCUGCAGUGGAAGGACCAUGGGGGAAACGGAAGGGAAGAAAGACGAGGCCGAUUAUAAGCGACUGCAGACCUUCCCUCUGGUCAGGCACUCGGACAUGCCAGAGGAGAUGCGAGUGGAGACCACGGAGCUCUGUGUCACAGCCUGUGAGAAAUUCUCCAACAACAAUGAGAGCGCGGCCAGAAUGAUCAAGGAGACGAUGGACAAGAAGUUUGGCUCCUCGUGGCACGUGGUGAUCGGCGAGGGCUUUGGCUUUGAGAUCACACACGAGGUGAAGAACCUGCUCUACCUGUACUUCGGGGGCACCCUGGCUGUGUGUGUGUGGAAGUGCUCCUGACGGCGCCCCACCCCUGCGCCCCCCGCUUGCUGUGGCUCCAGGAAGUGGGGCAGCCCUCACCGCUGCCAAGUUCCCUGCGAGAGUUAGAGUCUGGACUUGUUUGCGCCAGUUUCCUGAGCCAUACCUGUGCACAACUCUCCAGGCGGCUCUCCUCCUAGGCUGGCAGCCCCUCUGAGGCCCAAGGCAUGGACCAGGUGGCAGGUGGCGGUCCCUGUGGGGGAAGGGGAGACUGUGACCGGAUGAAGGUAGGGGACAGGGGAAGAUGGUGCUUAUCUUCUGUGGCCCUGCCAGUGCCCCCUGCCUGAGGACCACUCUCCCCUUAUGCCCAAGGGGCCCCACUAUGCUGUUCCCAGCACCGUGGGGAAGGGUCCCCUGCCCCUUCCCAUAGUGGCCAUAGGAUAUUCUCUUCUCAAGGACCUGGGCAGCUUCUCCUUUUGUCUAUGCGAAUAUGGUGACCCCACCCCACCCCACCCGCCGCACACCCUGGCUCCAGGCCUUCCUCGGGCACCCUGCCCCCCAACCCUAGGCUGCUGGACCCUGUGUGCUGCCUAAAGGCGAGCCUGGUGCCCAAGGUGCAGGGCUGUCCCCGAACGGCCACCAGCUGUCCCAGCCGCCUGGUCUGGAGUGCUGUAGCCAGGAGGCCGCUUCGGCAGGGAGAGCUGGUGCGCCAGCUCCUGGUCGUCUCGGACCACGCAUUUGUUUGUAUUUGUCUCAGCUGGAUUUUCUAUCUUCUUUUGAGUGUGGGAGAAGGGUUUUAGUAGAAGGUGAACCGUAUUUUACACAGCGGUCUUAUUUAUACAAAUGUCUUGGUUUUUGCAAUUAAAAUGACCAAAAAACAGA
Messenger RNA from Ochotona curzoniae (black-lipped pika), 1370 nucleotides. It is a transcript of the gene DNAL4, whose product is annotated as dynein axonemal light chain 4. Bases 213 to 530 code for a protein of 105 amino acids. The record is from RefSeq and is a predicted model, not a curated record. Gene Ontology annotation, cellular component: dynein complex. NCBI's taxonomy places the organism in Eukaryota, Metazoa, Chordata, Mammalia, Lagomorpha, Ochotonidae. Gene Ontology annotation, biological process: microtubule-based process. Gene Ontology annotation, molecular function: dynein intermediate chain binding; dynein light intermediate chain binding. The transcript is spliced from 4 exons.